AUGCAGAAGUGGAUUGAAUUAGCUAAACAAGUUGAAUAUGUAAUUCGAGAUUAUCCAAACCUGCGAUUGACUCAAGGAAGAAAGGUGUUUGAAAUCCGGCCCACCAUCAAGUGGGACAAAGGCAAGGCUCUUGAGUUUCUCUUGGAAUCACUUGGCUACGCCAAUUGCACCGAUGUUUUUCCGGUCUACAUAGGAGAUGAUAAGACGGAUGAAGAUGCAUUUAAGGUGCUAAAAGAGAGGGGUCAAGGUUUUGGAAUUCUAGUUUCCAAGAAUCCUAAAGAUACAAAUGCGUUGUAUUCGUUGCGAGAACCUUCUGAGGUCAUGGCAUUUCUGCGCCGUCUGGUCGAUUCGAAAAGAUUGUCCCUAAGAAGGCAGUUUAGACUGAUAAGAAGACUUGAGGAGAUCAAACAUUGUGUAUUUUAUCAUUUUGUAUGUUCGGAAAGCUUGCAAAACUUGAUAAAGUAUAUUGGUGUUGUGGAUUCGGCCGUAAAUGAAGAAGUUGCAGGCGACGAUCUGGGAACUAGGGUUCCGGCGAUUGGAAGUGAAGAGAAAGAAAGAGAAAUGGGAAAUGAUUUGGACUACACGUUUUUCACUCAGUCAAAGGGACACGUGGCAGAUGGAGAAAAGGGACCCAUUGGAUAG
Molecule: messenger RNA, 642 nt
Organism: Striga asiatica
Lineage: Eukaryota; Viridiplantae; Streptophyta; Magnoliopsida; Lamiales; Orobanchaceae
Source: the annotation of a GenBank genome assembly